Asparagus officinalis (garden asparagus) is the source of this 1774-nucleotide messenger RNA. RefSeq lists its product as uncharacterized. Gene Ontology annotation, molecular function: double-stranded DNA binding. The record is from RefSeq and is a predicted model, not a curated record. Gene Ontology annotation, biological process: regulation of DNA-templated transcription; chloroplast organization. The transcript has 2 exons. Gene Ontology annotation, cellular component: chloroplast. Lineage: Eukaryota; Viridiplantae; Streptophyta; Magnoliopsida; Asparagales; Asparagaceae. Bases 143 to 1345 code for a protein of 400 amino acids.
CCGAAGCUGGGGUUUCUUCAUCAAAUCCGGAAAUAGAAAGAAACCCCAUUUCUUCUUCAAGUUCUGGCCAUGGCUGCCGCCGGCGGUAAGUAAAGCUCAUUUCCUCUCUCCCUCUCUCUCUCUUUUUUAUGAAUGCUUCAAAAUGUUUCGUUCAAUUCUUAGUAGUAGAAACAAAAAUCCCAUCAAACUGUUAUUGUUCACUGAACAAAGAUCAAAUCUUUUAUCAACCCACCUCCGUUUUCUCCACAAUGGGAUCCCCAAAUCUCAAUCAGAGGAACCAGAGGAACCCAUUAAGGAUCAAUCAUCGUUCACGGUCUCCUACCUCAUAAACUCAUGCGGCCUCUCCUCUAAAUCUGCCGCCGCCGCCGCCGGCCAGAUCUGCAUCAAAACCCCCCAAAACCCCGAUUCCAUCCUUAGUUUCCUCAAAUCCUUCGGUUUAACAAGCACCCAGAUCGCCAGACUCAUCUCCAAGCGCCCAAGCAUUCUCAUGUCCAGGGUCGAAAAAACCCUGAAGCCAAAGCUCAGCUAUUUUCUCAAUGCUGGGUUUUCGACAGCUCAACUCGCAGAACUCCUCUGCCUCGACACAAGUUUGCUCAGGUCGAGCCUGCCCAACAGACUGAAGCCCAAUUUCGAGCUUCUGAGUUCCGUAAUUGGCGAUGUCCAGCGAACAUACGCGGCUUUUCGCCGCAACUCUAGGCUGAUGAGCAACAAUCUUGAGACCAAUUUCCUGCCCAAUGUGAAAACCCUUCGAUCUUAUGAAGUCCCUGAUGAAAAGAUCACAUUUUUAGCAGCCUGGUAUCCGAGGACGCUGAUGCUGCCAGCCGAGAAAUUCGGGACGGUGGUCGCGUCCAUCGCGAAAUUUGGAUUUGACCCAUCGUCGACCUUGUUUGUUCAAGGUGUUAGUGCACUGGGAGGGUUGGAGCCCUGUGCUUGGGAGAAGAAGGUGGCUUUGUAUAAGAGUCUGGGAUGGUCAGCCGAAGAGAUCGUCUCCGCCUUCAGAAAACAACCUUUUUGUAUGUCACUAUCGGAGGAGAAGAUGAGGAAAGUGGCGGGCUUCUUUACGAAGGAAAUGAGCUGCUCGCCUUCAUUGUUGGCGACGAAACCAGUUCUUCUGUGUUUGAGCUUUGAGAGGAGGAUCUUACCGAGGUGUUCGGUUCUGAGCGUGCUAGUAUCUAAGGGGUUGCUAACAAGAGAAUUGGGGCAGAUCAGUUUCUUGAAGGUGAAGACCGAGAGAUUCUUAGCGCAGUAUUUGGCCAAGUAUGCCGAACGAGCUCCUGAGAUCCUUGAGGUUUAUGAGGGUAGGAUGACAUUGCAGGACUUUAAUAUUCAGUUCAUGAACCUCUGACUUCCUUACUGCUCUUGAUGUUGCCAAUGCUCUCUGGACUUUUUACUACUUUGUAUUUGUUGUAUGAGAAUCAUCUCGUAUUUUUGCCAAAUUUACUGCGAGAAUUGGUCAAGGGCUACCCCAGAUGCAAUUGGUAACACCAUUCUGAAGAAGAAAAAAAAUUGUAGUUUCCAAGUCAGUUUUGUAACGUGAAGGGGGCCGGAGGCCCCGGGGUUUACUUGGCUGGUACGAGUCAAGACCGCUCACCACCACCACCACCACCACGACGACAACAAAAAAAUUACGAUCAUGUUUGUGACUGCUGAUAUAGGGCCAAAUCUACGCCUGCUGUAAUCUUCACAGUGCAUGUAGAGCAAAGAAUAACCGAGACAUAAAUAUGCUUGAUGUAAGAUGUGUCAAUUUGAUCUAAGCUUUCAUUGUUCUCGAUUC